Molecule: messenger RNA, 702 nt
Organism: Metarhizium robertsii ARSEF 23
Lineage: Eukaryota; Fungi; Ascomycota; Sordariomycetes; Hypocreales; Clavicipitaceae
Product: IGR protein
Exons: 1
Coding region: 1-702 (233 amino acids)
Cellular component (GO): mitochondrion
Source: RefSeq, a predicted model, not a curated record
AUGAGGGCCCCCGGCCUCCGAGCUUCUCUGCGCCUCUUCGCAAAUUCACCUCUCUCCCACGGCAUCCAAAUCAGACACUUGCACAAGACCCGACCUCCGCAUACGAUACCCCAGCCUCGCCCCUUUGUCCCCGACGUACCUACCUUCCUGACCCUCAUCGGGCGCGGCCUGAACAAACACGCCUCCAAAUUCCCGUCAUGGGACUCCCUCUUCGCCCUCACCUCGCCUGAACUCAGAGAGCUGGGGAUCGAGCCGCCGCGAAACAGACGUUAUCUCCUUCAGUGGAUGCAGCGAUACCGCAGAGGCGCGCUCGGUCCCGGCGGCGACUUCGAAUUCGUCAAGGACGGCGAGGCCAUUCUCAAGGUCGCCACGCCACCUGCCUCGGUGGUCAGCGACGCAAAAUGGGUCGUCAACGUCCCUCACAGCCAGGAGCCCGAAGCCGAGGCCCCAACGUCGGAGUCGUCGGCGCUACCCCGGCCAAAGGGCUACACAGUCCGCGGACUCAAGUCCAUAGCCGGCCCGUACGCCACGCCCCUUCCCGAGGGGGCAGGUGCCGUCGUCAAAGUUACAGAGGGCAUGUGGGAGCAGCGCCGCGGGAGAAAGAUUGACGGUGGCGAGCGUCGCAGAGCAGAGGUGCGGUUCAAGAGACGAUCUGCUGAGCGGCGGGCGGAGAGAGAGGCAGAGAUGAUGGCGAAACUAUAG